CUGCUGGCGCCGGGCCUUUUUUGCGUUGUAGCCCUUCCGCCGUGUUGCACCGGGUGCCUCGGCCGCCUUGCCACGGAAAGCUAGCGGUUCCGUUCCAUCACUCACCCCACUUGUUGCGGCCCUCGAGCGUGAUCCACGUCCGCUCGAAUUCUUGAUUUGGAGUGUGAUGCUUCCUUUGCUUCUGUCUGGAUGCAGCGUCCCUGUAGUUGAGCUGUCGGUGAGGGCAACGUAACUGUUGUGUUUGGUUCCGGAUGCGGUGAAGGUCACUGGCAGGAGUCAAAGGAGGGGGAGGGGAAGUUUAAAUGGUUGUGCACAUGAGGGGAAUUGUGUCAACAGUGCCAAUAUACUCUGGCGGUAGAACCGUUGUGUAGAGGAUUUUAGGGGUCCCCCCCCCUUUUUUUUUUUUUUUUUUUUUUUUUUUUUGCAGGGGAGUGGCAGCUGCCGGUUGAGAGUGAAGGUAGGUGAGUGAUCUCCCAGGUUAUAACGAAGCGGAUAUUUAGAUAUCAAUUUGUUGAUUCGGUUGUUGGAGAAGAUUGCGAGGGGAGAAUGGUUUUGGACUCUAUCCUAGAAGACUUGAAGGAUUUACGCCAAGGAAUGGGAUUUUGUGAGCUCGCUGAGUAAUCUCGUGCAAUUGCAUUCUCGGAUGGUGAUGGAUCAAUGCUUAAUCUUGAGUGCUUCAAACGGUCAAAUGACCUGAGGGGUGAACGGAAUGCGCUAGCUAGCUCUAGCGUCAUAGGAGUGAAUAUAGAUAUGGAAUCAUUACAGGUACAAGUGGCUCAGGCCGUUCACAUACUGAAUCACGACACACAAUCAGUCAAUCGUGUUGCUGCAAAUCAAUGGCUGGUGCAAUUUCAGAACACGGAUGCUGCUUGGGAAGUGGCUACUACGAUUUUGGCCAUGGAUUCGUCUCCAACGAUUGAUUUUGAGGUCGAGCUCUUUGCUGGCCAAGUCCUCAAACGAAAGAUACAGUGCGAUUUUGGAAAUCUAUCUCGAGAAGGGCGGGCUGCUUUGCAAAACGCAUUGCUCGUAUCUGCCAAGAAGUUUAGUAAUGGGCCUUCUCAGCUUUUGACCCAGAUAUGUGUCGCCCUAUCAGCCCUAGUGUUACGUGCAACUGAGGCGAGGAAGCCAGUUGAACAAUUAUUUGCAAGCCUGAACGAGCUGCAGGGUCAAGGCACUGGUAGCAAUGCAGUGUUGGAGCUUCUCACAGUCCUACCUGAGGAGGCUCUCGAGGAUCAAUCCUUGCUUUCCAGUGUUGAUCCUGGUAGAAGGACGCAGUUUUCUAGAGAAAUUCUUUCUCACACAGGUGCGGUGCUUGAGUUUCUUCUUCAGCAAAGCGCCAAUGAAGGCUUAGAUAAGCACAAUAGGCGGUCUAAGGUCCUUCGUUGCCUUCUUAGCUGGGUGCGUCUUGGAUGCUUCUUGGAAAUUCCUCAAAGCGCUAUACCUAGUCAUCCACUCUUGGGGUUUGUGUACGGUUCCUUGCAGGACCCAAGCUCGUUUGAAUUGGCAGUGGAGGUGCUUACAGAACUUGUCAGUCGUCAUGAGGGUUUACCUCAAGUAUUGCUUCCGCGGAUGCUUGAUGUGAAGGAUGUGCUUUUAAUGCCAGCCCUGGCUGCGCGUGAAGAAAAUGUUGUUAGUGGUUUGGCUAAUCUUAUGGCAGAGCUGGGCCAGGCGGCUCCAGCAUUGAUUGCGCAAGGGAGCAGAGAAGCUUUGGAUUUGGCUGAUUCUCUUUUGCGAUGUGUCUCAUUUCCAAGUUGUGACUGGGAGAUUGCGGAAUCUACUCUUCAGUUUUGGUGCGCACUUGCUGAAUUUUUGCUCUCCUCUGCGGAUACUACCGCAGCGGUCCAAAUGUUUACACCUGUGUACAGUGCCCUUCUCGAGGCCCUGAUUGCAAGGGCUCAGGUGCCAGAUCAGCUCGGAGAGGGUGGUUAUGCUGAAGAUGACCUUGAUCGUGCUAGUGGACUUCCUGAUGGUCUUGCUCUAUUUCGAAAGAAUCUAGACGAACCCCUUGUUGAUAUUUGCCGCUUAUUGGGGCCAAAUCAAUUCCUUGCAUUGUUACUUAGUGGAGCUGAGACAUGGUCUCAAUUUGAGACUUCAACACCUUGGCGAUCAGUGGAAGCACGCCUCUUUGCAUUACACAUGGCAUCAGAGGUGGUGUUGUCAGAAGGACAACUUUCGGACAUCAGGCCUGUAAUGCACCUAAUUAUUGUUCUUCAGUCCAGGUCUUCCCAGAUUGAUCCAAACUUGUUGCACUUGGUCCAAAAGUCAGCUGCCGAAGUUGUUGGAUCGUAUUCUGGGUGGUUACAAAGCUUUCCUACUGUUGUCACGCCUCUAUUGGCAUUUUUGGCAAGCGGUUUGACGGUUCCAGUAGCAGUAAGUUCUUGUGCUGCUGCUUUGCGGAAAGUUUGUGAAGAUUUGCCCAGUCUUUCACAUGAAUCAUCCAACAUUGCUGGGCUACUACGUAUUGGCGAGGAGCUGCAUGCUGUGCCAUUGUCUCUUGAGGAAGAGGAAGAUGUAAUGUGUGCGAUUGGCCGAGUAUUGUCUUCCCUGACAAGUGUAGCUGAUUUGAACGCUGCUCUAGAGCGGUUGCUGAAACCCAGCCAUGAUGCAAUCGAAGCAUUGUUGAGUUCAGACAGUGAGGGUUCACUCAGACUUCAUUCAACAGCAUAUUCGGCUGCUUUAGAAGCUGGCAUCAGGGCUGUUCAUAGAAUAGGUCAGUUGACAGCAGCUCUUUCUUUACCAGCCAAUGGUGAUGAGCCAAUUUUGAGAAUUAUAGCACAUUUCUGGCCCUUAUUUGAGCGACUGCUUGCUUCCCGUCACAUGGAAGACUCUAGUUUGGCUUCUGCAACUUGCAAGUCUCUUUCACAGGCUAUUCAAGCAUCAGGUCGGCUAUUUUCUUCUUUGCUUCCUAAUAUCAUGGCAGCCAUGUCCAAUGAUUUUCUAUCAUUCCAAUCGCACGUGUGCUUCUUAAAAACAGCUGGGAUAGCUGUGGAGGAGUUUGGUCAGGAAAAAGAACAUGGGGCUCUUAUUGUGGAGACAUUACUUGUUUUGACGUCCUCUGAAGCUAUGGCUGCAAUGACUACAUCGUAUUCAUGCGAUCAGGAACCCGAGCUUGCCGAGGCUUACUUUGGUUUAUUAUCAACAUUUGUGCGCAGCUGUCCUCAUGAAGUUGUAGCCGCUGCAGAUACUCUCCUGGAAAUUUCAUUCAACCGUGCUUCUAUCUGCUGUACAGCAAUGCAUCGAGGGGCAGCUUUGGCUGCCAUGUCCUAUAUGUCUAACUUCUUGGAAGUUGCAUUGUCAGCAGUCACAUCCCUUAGAGGUGUUUCUUCGGAUGGAUCACUUUUGGCUGCUGUCACUAGAAUGUGUGUACAAUGCGGUGAAAAUGUUGUUUCAGGCAUGAUAUAUGCAUUACUUGGAGUUUCCGCAAUGACGAGGGUUCACAAGGCAACUACCAUACUUCAGCAAAUUUCAGCUUUGUGUUAUUUCAGUGGAAACGUAGACAGCCAGUCUCCUCUAAAUUCGUUAACUUUACAAGGCUGGCUAGUAUCUGCGGUUCAAGCUUUGCCAUCUGAGUACUUAAAACCUGGAGAGGUCGAGACACUGGUGCCUACAUGGCUCAAAGCUAUGGAGGCUGCGGCUGGUGACGUAUACAAGUCCAAAACGUCAUUGAGUAAUGGAGGCCGGGCAAGUGGAGGUGGUUAUCUUCAGGGAGACGGUGGCCGCAUGCUGAAACGUGUGCUUCGGGAUUUCGCAGAUGCACAUCGUUUCACUGCUCCUACAUAUGGGCCCAGCUGACACUAAGAUUCUCGAGUCCACGUCAUCUGUAGCAACGGAAGCAAGCAGGACAAUGUGCACAACUAAUGUCCGGUUUUGUGGGACCAGGAACAACCUUUUUCUGGAUUCUUAAGCCUAUUUCUCACUGCAGCGUCUGCUAUGUUUUCAAUAUUUGGAAUGUUACGACUUUCUGCUACCCGCUUGAUGCAGAUAAUUCCGGCUUUCAUUCUGUGUCUGUUGGUAGUUUUUUGUUCUCAUGGAAUUUUUGUGCACAAUUCUAUGCCAGAACAACAAGCUAUCUAUUUAAAUUGUGAAGCCUCACAUUUGUGUGAGUUUGUGGUGGAGCUGGUGUUUAGAUGCCUUGAAACGGUGCGAAAAGUACCAAUUAGAUUCGGCAUAGCAGAGAAUGCAGCAGCUAGAUCACUCAGGAAAGUAACGUGCUUGUUAGUUCAUGAUGUUUGUAGCAAUCAACUACAUUCAAUGCAGCUGUUCCUUUGGAUUGUCUUAUAUAAAGUGGUACCAAAUCUGCUGCAUCAGUUUUGGCAGCAUGAUUUUUUUGUGUA
Physcomitrium patens is the source of this 4334-nucleotide messenger RNA. RefSeq names its product transportin MOS14. Gene Ontology annotation, biological process: protein import into nucleus. The record is from RefSeq and is a predicted model, not a curated record. Gene Ontology annotation, cellular component: cytoplasm. NCBI's taxonomy places the organism in Eukaryota, Viridiplantae, Streptophyta, Bryopsida, Funariales, Funariaceae.